UGUGACGAGCACAAGCAGCCAGUGGACGUGGAUGCUCUCUUUGGUUGGCCGCAUUUCUCCACUAGCACCAUGGGAGAGCUUCAUUAGUGCUCAGCCACAUCGUACCUCUCGUGUGUCCUGCUUCUUACCAUUGGAGCCGAUGAAUUUCAAAGCGUCGUUUGAGAGGACACAAGCAGCACGCCCAAGCGUCGGAGCAACGAUGCCGAGCGGCUAAAGUCUCCUCAUUUAACAACAACAAUAAUAACAACAACAAAAAGAGGCAAACUAUGCCAGCAGCACCAGAGUCACUCCCCCUGGUGACUUGCCAGCUGAUUCUGCCCCCAACUAGCGUCGCCGUCCACACUGGCAGAUCCAUGCCACUGGAUGCCCCUGACAGAGGCACACCCGCACCAUGAGCGCCAACGGGCCUACCCCGGACACAGCCCCAACAGCCCCAGAAGCCCCUCCGACCUCCACACCUGCCCCGGCCCUGGCUCCGGCACCCGCUCCGACCCCAGUCCCCGCCCCCGCGGCGCCGGCCGCUCCGCCCGCCCCGCCCGCCCCGUCCACCUCGACCAUCCCGGUGGGUGCGUUGGCACAGAAGAAGCGGCAGCAGUAUGCCAAAAGCAAGAAACAGGGCAGCAACGCCAAUAGCAGGCCACCGAGGGCCCUGUUCUGCCUCAACCUCAACAAUCCCAUACGCAGGGCCUGCAUCAGCCUGGUGGAGUGGAAGCCAUUUGAUAUCUUUAUACUAAUUGCUAUAUUUGCCAACUGUAUGGCCUUAGCUGUCUAUGUCCCUUUUCCCGAGGAUGAUUCCAACUCCACAAACCACGACCUGGAGACAGUCGAGUAUGCCUUCCUCAUCAUUUUCACAAUUGAGACAUUUCUGAAGAUAAUCGCUUACGGUUUGGUGAUGCAUCAAAACGCCUACGUGCGAAACGGUUGGAACAUGCUGGAUUUCGUCAUUGUCGUCAUUGGCCUCUUCAGUGUCGUCUUGGAGAUUCUGACCAAAGAUGAGAAGGCGGAUGGCGAAGGAGAGGAACCCCUCCCAUCCAUGCACGGGCACGGCGGCAAACCUGGUGGAUUUGACGUGAAAGCCCUUCGAGCCUUCCGUGUGCUGCGUCCCCUGCGGCUGGUCUCAGGAGUACCCAGUUUACAAGUGGUGUUGAACUCCAUCAUUAAAGCCAUGGUCCCUCUUCUUCAUAUUGCCCUCCUGGUUUUGUUCGUUAUCAUCAUCUAUGCGAUUAUUGGCCUGGAGCUUUUCAUCGGUAAAAUGCACGCAACCUGCUACCUUCCUGGCACAGACAUGAUAGCAGAGGAGGAUGCUGCUCCAUGUGCGAUCUCAGGUCACGGGCGGCAAUGCCCCAUUAAUGGCACCGAAUGCAGAGAAGGCUGGCAAGGCCCCAAUGGCGGCAUCACCAACUUUGACAACUUCCUAUUUGCCAUGUUGACGGUGUUUCAGUGCAUCACCAUGGAGGGUUGGACGGAUGUGCUCUAUUGGAUGAACGACGCUAUGGGCUUUGAGCUUCCAUGGGUGUACUUUGUCAGUCUCGUGAUCUUCGGCUCUUUUUUCGUUCUUAACCUGGUUUUGGGUGUGUUGAGCGGAGAGUUCUCCAAAGAGAGAGAAAAGGCCAAAGCUCGCGGAGACUUCCAGAAGCUGCGUGAGAAACAGCAGCUGGAAGAAGACCUUAAAGGUUACUUGGACUGGAUCACUCAAGCUGAAGAUAUCGACCCUGACAAUGAGGACGAGGCAGACGAGGAGUGUAAACGCAACCGGGUGACUCUGGCUGACCUCACUGAGAAGAAGAAAGGAAGGUUUGGGUGGUUCAGCCAGUCGUCCGACACUCAUGCAAGCGUUCCGGCCAGCGAAACCGAAUCUGUGAACACAGAGAACCAAAAUGGGGAGGAUGAAAAGACGCCAUGUUGCGGACCUCUUUGUCAAAAAAUCUCAAAGUCAAAGUUCAGUCGGCGCUGGCGCCGCUGGAACAGGUUCUGCCGCAGAAAGUGCCGGUUGGCUGUCAAAUCGGUGCCUUUCUAUUGGCUGGUCAUCAUCCUGGUUUUCCUCAACACCCUCACCAUAUCAUCAGAGCACUACAACCAACCUUUGUGGCUGACACAAGUGCAGGAUGUGGCCAACAAGGUGCUGCUAGCCUUGUUCACUUGUGAGAUGUUGGUGAAGAUGUACAGUCUCGGCCUGCAGGCCUACUUUGUUUCCCUCUUCAACCGCUUCGACUGCUUUGUGGUGUGCGGCGGGAUCACCGAGACCAUCCUGGUGGAACUGGAGAUCAUGUCGCCUCUCGGGAUCUCCGUGUUCCGCUGCGUGCGCCUGCUGAGGAUUUUCAAGGUCACACGCCACUGGCAGUCACUCAGCAACUUGGUGGCUUCGCUCCUCAACUCCAUGAAGUCCAUCGCUUCCCUACUGCUGCUGCUCUUCCUCUUCAUCAUCAUCUUCUCCCUGCUGGGAAUGCAGGUGUUUGGCGGGAAGUUCAACUUUGACGAGACCCAAACCAAGAGGAGCACCUUUGACAAUUUUCCACAAGCGCUACUUACCGUCUUUCAGAUCUUGACUGGAGAAGACUGGAACGCUGUCAUGUAUGAUGGCAUCAUGGCGUAUGGAGGCCCUUCCUCUUCUGGGAUGAUUUUAUGCUUUUACUUCAUCAUCCUCUUCAUUUGCGGAAACUACAUCCUCCUGAAUGUCUUCUUGGCCAUUGCUGUGGACAACUUGGCAGAUGCAGAGUCUCUCAACACAGAUGAAGGAGAUAAGAAAGGGGACAAAAAGGGCGAGAAAGAUGACAAGGAUGAAGAGGAGGACAAUGACGACACGGCGGCGGAGGACGAAGAUCCAGAAGUCCCAGCGGGACCUCGGCCGGCCAUCUCCGACCUGGUCAAGAAAGAGAAGAUUACUCCGAUCCCAGAGGGAAGUGCCUUUUUUAUCUUCAGCAACACGAACCCAUUUCGUGUGUUUUGCCACAAGCUCAUCAAUCACCACAUCUUUACCAACCUCAUCCUGGUGUUCAUCAUGCUCAGCUCCGUCUCGCUCGCCGCAGAGGAUCCCAUCCGAAACUUCUCCGCUCGUAAUAUUAUACUUGGUUACUUUGACUAUGCUUUCACGGCUAUCUUUACUGUUGAGAUCGUUUUGAAGGUCCUAGGCUAUGCAGAUUAUGUCUUCACUAGUAUGUUUACAUUUGAGAUCAUAUUAAAGAUGACGACAUACGGAGCUUUUCUCCAUAAAGGAGCUUUCUGCAGGAAUUACUUCAACCUCCUCGACUUGUUAGUCGUGGGGGUGUCUUUAGUCUCCUUUGGCAUACAGUCAUCCGCCAUCUCAGUGGUGAAGAUUCUCAGGGUCCUUCGUGUCCUGAGACCCUUGAGAGCCAUCAAUCGAGCCAAAGGCCUGAAACACGUGGUGCAGUGUGUGUUUGUGGCCAUCAGAACCAUCGGCAACAUCAUGAUUGUCACCACUCUUCUCCAGUUUAUGUUUGCCUGCAUAGGAGUGCAGCUCUUCAAGGGAAAGUUCUAUCGCUGCACAGAUGAAGCCAAGUCUAGUCCAGAGGAGUGCAAAGGCACGUACAUCCUUUAUAAGGACGGCGACGUGAACCAGCCCACCAUCCACAAACGAGUGUGGCACAACAGCGACUUCAAUUUUGACAACGUGCUUAUGGCCAUGAUGGCUCUCUUCACUGUGUCGACUUUUGAAGGCUGGCCAGCGUUACUCUACAAGGCAAUCGACUCCAACAGGGAGAACCUGGGGCCCAUUUACAACUACCGCGUGGAGAUUUCCAUCUUCUUCAUCAUCUACAUCAUCAUCAUCGCCUUCUUCAUGAUGAACAUCUUUGUAGGUUUUGUGAUCGUCACGUUUCAGGAGCAAGGAGAGAAGGAGUACAAAAACUGUGAGCUUGACAAGAACCAGCGUCAAUGCGUGGAGUACGCCCUGAAGGCCCGUCCUUUGAGGAGGUACAUCCCCAAGAACCCAUAUCAGUACAAGUUCUGGUAUGUGGUCAACUCCACAGGCUUUGAGUACAUCAUGUUUGUGCUCAUCAUGCUAAACACACUCUGCUUGGCCGUACAGCACUACGGCCAGUCGGCGCUCUUUAACUAUGUCAUGGACAUCCUCAACAUGGUCUUCACUGCUGUUUUCACUGUGGAAAUGGUUCUCAAGCUCAUUGCUUUUAAACCCAGGCACUAUUUCGCUGAUGCUUGGAACACAUUUGAUGCCUUAAUUGUCGUCGGUAGCGUCGUCGAUAUUGCGAUCACUGAAGUGAACAACACGGAAGACAGCGCCCGCAUCUCCAUCACUUUCUUCCGUCUCUUCCGAGUCAUGCGGCUCGUCAAGCUGCUCAGCAGAGGGGAGGGCAUCCGCACUCUUCUUUGGACCUUCAUCAAAUCCUUCCAGGCUCUGCCAUACGUUGCUCUUCUGAUAGCUAUGCUGUUCUUCAUCUAUGCUGUCAUCGGGAUGCAGGUGUUUGGGAAAAUCGCCAUGGUGGAUGGCACGCACAUCAACAGAAACAAUAACUUCCAGACCUUCCCUCAAGCCGUGCUCCUCCUCUUCAGAUGUGCCACUGGAGAGGCGUGGCAAGAGAUCAUGUUGGCCUGCAUGCCGGGGAAACUGUGUGACCCCGAGUCGGACUACAACCCCGGGGAGGAGAUGACAUGUGGCAGUGGAUUUGCAAUCAUUUACUUCAUCACCUUCUACAUGCUCUGCGCCUUUUUGAUUAUCAAUUUGUUUGUGGCCGUCAUCAUGGACAACUUUGACUAUUUGACACGGGAUUGGUCCAUUCUUGGUCCACAUCACCUGGAUGAAUUCAAGAGAAUUUGGUCCGAGUACGACCCGGAGGCUAAGGGAAGAAUCAAACAUCUAGACGUGGUAACACUUCUUCGUCGAAUCCAGCCUCCUCUUGGCUUUGGUAAACUGUGUCCUCAUCGAGUGGCUUGCAAGAGACUGGUGGCCAUGAAUAUGCCUCUCAACAGUGAUGGCACAGUCAUGUUUAAUGCUACUCUUUUUGCACUGGUGCGAACAGCCCUGAAGAUAAAAACCGAAGGUAAUCUGGAGCAGGCCAAUGAGGAGCUUCGAGCCGUCAUCAAAAAAAUCUGGAAGAGAACCAGCAUGAAGCUGCUGGAUCAAGUGGUGCCGCCUGCUGGUGAUGAUGAGGUAACGGUGGGGAAGUUCUAUGCCACCUUCCUGAUACAGGACUACUUUAGGAAAUUCAAGAAACGUAAAGAGGAAGGCCUGGUGGGUGCACACCCGUCCCAGAACAGCACAGCUAUCGCACUGCAGGCCGGCCUCCGCACUCUCCAUGAUAUUGGGCCCGAAAUUCGCCGAGCGAUAUCAUGUGACCUGCAAGAUGAUGAACUAAUAGACUUUAUACCAGAGGAAGACGAGGAAAUAUAUAGGCGUAACGGAGGACUAUUUGGCAACCACCUGAUGAACGGAGGUCACCGGCGAUCCGACGGCCACCAGACCAACGCCACGCAGCGGCCGCUGCAGGUGCAACCGCCGCCUCACUACGCUCACAUGGAGCAACCGGUGGGCCGGCUGUCUCGAGCCAACGCCAUGUCCCACCCCAACCACCGUCACCACCACCACCAUCACCGCCACCGUCAUCACAACAACUCCUACGGCAAGUCGCCCAAAUCCACCAACAUCAACCUCAACAAUGCCAACAAGUCCGGUUUACCCAACGGGGGGCACCACCGCUACUAUGAACACGCCCCUCCCAAUGGCUACCCGGGUCAUCGCGGCUCCUACUAUGAUUAUGAAAAGGGCCGGACGCCACAAUCUCAAAGAAGGCGCUACUAUGAGACCUAUGUUAGGUCCAAUGGUGGGGAUAGACGCCACCCCACCAUAUGCAGAGAAGAGGAGGUGGAUGAAGAUCGUUUGUCUGGCGAGUAUUUCAGCGGAGAAGAGUUUUAUGAAGAUGACAGCAUGCUCUCGGGGGACAGGUACCAGAACAGCGAUACAGAGUACGAGACUCCCAAAGGCUACCAUCAUCCCGACAGUUAUUAUGACGAUGAUGAGCAGCCCCUCUACCACGACUCGAGGAGAUCACCAAAAAGACGUUUGCUCCCUGCCACACCUGAAGCUUUGCAUGGUCACAGGAGGCCGUCUUUCAACUUUGAGUGUCUGCGCCGGCAGGGUAGCCACGAUGAGCUUCCACAUCAACGUACCGCUCUACCACUGCACCUUAUGCAGCACCAGGUGAUGGCCGUAGCAGGCCUGGACUCCAGCAGAGCCCACCGCCUCUCCCCAACACGCUCCACCCGCUCCUGGGCCACGCCCCCUGCCACCCCGGCCAGUAAAGACCAGUCACCGUACUACACCCCCCUCAUCCGUGUCGACCACCCGCACAGGGAUAGCACCGCCAGCAGCCACGUAUCGGUGCGCAAAAGCUCCUGGUACUCGGAUGACCCCGAGUUCACGCAGAGGACGUACUCGCCCAUUCACCUGCAGGUGCCGCCCGAGUACCACAGCCAGUACCACCAGAAGCGAGGAAGCGCCACCAGCCUCGUUGAAGCCGUUUUGAUAUCAGAAGGCCUCGGAAGGUACGCCAUGGAUCCCAAGUUUGUCGCCGCCACCAAGCACGAGAUAGCGGACGCCUGCGAGAUGACGAUAGAUGAGAUGGAGAGCGCGGCCAGCCACCUGCUGAACGGGGGCAUGGCGCCGGUGAUCAACGGGGUCAACGUCUUUCCUCUUCUGACCGCGGGGGGCUUUGAGAUGCCGGACCCGGCGGCCAGCUACAGCGAUGACGAACCCGAAGCGGAACCCAGGCCCUCCUAUGAGGAGGACCUGGCUGACGAGAUGAUUUGCAUCACAACUUUAUAGCGGUAAAGGACCCUUGCCCGACUACCAACAGUGAAAAGUGCCUUUACACUGAACAGAAAGGCAAAGAGAAGAGAGAGACCCACACACAUAAGUCGCGAAAGAAAACCUCUCUCGCUGCCAGCAAAGGACGUCACAGCACGGAGCCCUGCGGAGCACACGGGGGCCAUUCUGACCUUCCUGUCAAAGGGCUUGACCUGGGGGUCCGGGCAGAGACCAUCCAGGAUAAGUGGCGUGGACGUGCCAUGCUCUUUGGGGGCUGGCGUGUUAGGGUGAUGACAAUCAGAUGUAUGAUGUCAUUACCUCGGUCACUUUAUUCAAGGUUUGGCAUAUCAUGCAAGUUUUCAAUGCAAAGCAUAGAAAGGCAUAUCUUAUAUACCCCCCCCACCACCCUCCCCUAGGCCCCUGCUUUCGUCUGAUUUGAUCCCUUUGUCCCGUAGUAGUGUCGCGGCCGAGUCACACAACAAAAGUUGCGGAAACCAAAAUAUGCAGAAGCGUUACUUUUGAGACAUCUAUAAAGAAUUUGAGAUGCAGGUUAUUUCAAACAGUAGAAUAGCCUGGUUAAUAUUUCUUAGUUGAGAUUCUGUAAAUUGUAUUCUAUAAUAUGAGACACUUUGUAAAGAGAUCUUCUAUAUUUUGUAAUUAUGUAUGAUUUCACUGAUCAGCAAUAUGGACCAUGUGCUAUAAAAUCCGACAACCGUUUAUUAGCUACCAUUUGCUGCGUUUCAUUUGCCUUUUAUGUUCCGUGCGAUUACAUAGCCUUUAUUUUUGUCUGCAUUUUAAUUUUGCCUUUGGUCACAGUGGUGGAGAUUUCGUGACCAACAUUAACUGCACAAGUCGAGCCAACACUUCUGAUGAUCUUAGCACAAGUGUGGUACUCACUAUAAAAAAAAAAAAGCCCCUUCUUUAAAUGGGGCUCGCCCCGUGGCCCCCGUGCUGGCACGUCUUUAUUUAUAAUGAAAUCGAUGCUGCUUUUCUUCAAAAUCUUCUUUGGGUUGCUCCUGAUUAAAAUGCCUUUUUUUUUUUUUGCUGCUGCUGAAGGAAGACAAAAGAUGGAUGGUAGGGCAAAAAUAAUGGAGGUCUUAUUGAUUAGCGAUCAAAGCUGGUGCUGGGGGUUUGGUUAAUGAUUGAUGCGUCCUUGAAGACUUUCUGUGAAAUCUCAUGUUGAGCGUGUGAGGCCCGCAUCCACUUUGGUGGCAGGAGUCGGCCAAGUGGAGAGGCUAAAGCAAUACAAGAAGACCCCCCCCCUCCCCUACUUGACCCCCACCCCUCUCUCUGUCUACCUGGCGUCUCGUAUACCUCUUUUGGCAAAGGUGACAACAUAUCAUCGUCUCAGUGUAUCUGUGUCGCGGUGUUCCGCAGAGGAGUCUUAAACAGGGUUUAACUAUGGAUGUGCUUGUAUCUAAUAAUGUGACAAAAGGCUGAAACUGGAUGGCCACGAGUUAACUUCAUUUACAGUCGACUUAAGAGCUGAAUUAAGAACAUUGGAGGUUCACGUGAUCCGUUGUACAUGUUUGGUCCGUCGGCGUGUGCGUGCUUGUACGCUACUUACAACAAUGUAGAUUUUCCAUUUUGUGUGCACAUUGAAAGGGCUCUUUGAAAUGUUUGUGCGUUUAAAGAAAAUAUAAUAAAAAAAACUUAUGUGUUCUAGUCCUUUUGCAGAUGACAAAAGGAAUGCACAUAACUGGCACAUUGUACUAUUGGUAGCAAUUGAUGAACUGAAAAUAUGCAUUAUUUUUUAAACACUUUAAAAUAUUGAGUUAAUCUAAAGAUGAAAAGAACUUACUUUUACCUCAAGUCAGGGAUUCCUGAAAAAAAGAGUAAAUAGUAACUUGGUUGAGUCUUAAAUAUUAGCACAUAGCUGUUUGUCUUUGCACAAGUACGUGUAUUGUGCUUCUGUUUCUCCUUUUUCUAAAACUGAUUUGUGUAUUAAGGUGAGACAAUUUUGUACUUUUUUGUGACUGUGUGUAUGGUUUAGUGGAAUCUAUAUUUGUCAUUCACACCUCAUCUUACAAUGCU
This is a messenger RNA of Syngnathus acus (greater pipefish), 8812 nucleotides long. RefSeq names its product calcium channel, voltage-dependent, L type, alpha 1D subunit, a (gene cacna1da). The record is from RefSeq and is a predicted model, not a curated record. Gene Ontology annotation, molecular function: high voltage-gated calcium channel activity. Lineage: Eukaryota; Metazoa; Chordata; Actinopteri; Syngnathiformes; Syngnathidae. Gene Ontology annotation, biological process: calcium ion import across plasma membrane. The transcript has 48 exons. Gene Ontology annotation, cellular component: membrane; voltage-gated calcium channel complex. Bases 392 to 6796 code for a protein of 2134 amino acids.